CUCCCUCCCUCCCUCCCCUUCCCCCCGGGCGGGCGCCCUCCCUCGCCUCGGCCAGCUGUGCCCGGCGUCUGUUGGCGUCCCCGCUCCCGGCCUUCCAACCAGCCUCCUGCGACCCUGCCGCGAUGGAGCUGCCCCGGCCGGAGCCCGCGCCGAGCUCGGGUCUCAGCCCGACCGGCGUGCGUGGUGGCGCGGAGCGUCCGGACCACCUCCCGGGCCUCCGGCUGGGAGCUCGCGGCUUCUUGGGGUCCCCGGAGCGCGCGGCCGCUUCCUCGCCGGUCACCACCCUCACACAGACCAUGCACGACCUCGCCGGGCUUGGCAGCGAGACCCCAAAGAAUCAGGUAGGGACCCUGCUCUUCCACAGCGGCAGCCGGCUGCCGUGCCCAUCCCUGUCCCGACGACGGGCAUCUGAGUCCUCCCUGUCAUCUGAGUCUUCUGAAGCUUCUGAUGCAGGUCUCUGCAUGGACUCCCCCAGCCCCAUGGACCCCCAGGUGGCAGAACAGACGUUUGAACAGGCCAUCCAGGCGGCUAGCCGAGUCAUUCGGAAUGAGCAGUUCUCCAUCAGACGUAUCCAGUCCAUGCCGGUGAGGCUUCUGGGCCACAGCCCUGUGCUCCGGAACAUCACCAACACCCAAGCGCCGGACAGUUGGAGGCGGAGCAAGGCAGGCAGCAGAGCUGCCAGUAGCUCCGUGGAAGACAAGGAGAACGUGCGUUUCUGGCAGGCCGGGAAGGGAGAACUCCGGGAAGGGGAGAGCACCGCGGUAGCUCUGUGGCAUUUGAUGACUGUCCCCCCACCCCCCCCAUCUUGCCCACAGGAUGGAUUUGUCUUCAAGAUGCCAUGGAAGCUGGCAUUUCCCAGCCACACCCAGGCUAUGGCCGAGUGGGCCAGCCGCAGAGAAGCCUUUGCCCAGAGGCCAAACUCAGCCCCCGACCUGAUGUGCAUCAGCCCUGAGCGGAAGAUGGAAGUGGGAGAGCUGAACCCCCUGCCCCGACGCCGCUCCUCCCUGACCCCCAUGGAGGGGGCUGCUGAGGAAGAUGAUGGAUUUGUGGACAUCCUGGAGAGUGACCUAAAGGAUGAUGAUGAGGUCCCCCCAGGCAUGGAGAGCCUCAUCAGCGCCCCACUGGUCAAGACCUCAGAAAAGGAAGGGGAGCAGGACCUCAUCAUGUACAGCAAGUGCCAGCGGCUCUUCCGCUCUCCGUCCAUGCCCUGCAGGGCCAUCCGGCCCGUCCUCAAGAGGCUGGAGCGGCCCCAAGACAAGGACAUGCCCAUACAGAACAAGCGGAGGAGGAGCGUAACCCUGCCUGAGGAGCAGCAGGAGCCCGAAGAACCUAAGGCCCGAGUCCUCCGCUCCAAGUCCCUGUGUCAUGAUGAGAUCAAGAACAUCUUGGACAGUGACCACCGUGAGCUGAUCGGGGACUACUCCAAGGCCUUUCUCUUACAGACUGUGGAUGGGAAACACCAAGACCUCAAGUACAUCUCACCAGAAACGAUGGUGGCCCUGCUGACGGGCAAGUUUAGCAACAUUGUGGAGAGGUUUGUGAUUGUGGACUGCAGAUACCCCUAUGAGUAUGAAGGCGGCCAUAUUAAGACAGCUGUAAACCUCCCCCUGGAACGGGACGCUGAGAACUUCCUGCUGCAGAGCCCCAUCACAGCCUGUAGCCUGGACAAGAGAGUCAUCCUCAUCUUCCACUGUGAAUUCUCCUCUGAGCGCGGGCCCCGCAUGUGCCGAUUCAUCCGGGAACGAGACCGUGCUGCUAACGACUAUCCCAGUCUCUACUAUCCUGAGAUGUAUAUCCUCAAAGGCGGCUACAAGGAGUUCUUCCCACAGCACCCGACUUUCUGUGAGCCCCAGGACUACCGGCCCAUGAACCAUGAGGCCUUCAAGGAUGAGCUGAAGACCUUCCGCCUUAAGACACGCAGCUGGGCUGGGGAGCGGAGCCGGCGGGAGCUCUGUAGCCGGUUGCAGGACCAGUGAGGAGCUGCAUAGGGCCUGCCUGCCUACUUUGCCUCUGGUGGCCUGGGAGGCUAAGGGCCUCCUGGAGGCCCCAGGUGCCAUCCAGGGGAAGGACUCUGAGGGCGUGGUGUCUGCCUGCCCCCAGCCCUGUCCCCUUGUCUGAGUCCAGUUAUCUUCCAUGUCCUGGUGCUCCCCACCCACACCCGAGCCCCUGUAGAAGAGCCCAGCCUGCUGGGUUAAGUUGGGCUAAGGCUAGCUCAAAGGAAGUAUUUUGUGUCCCACAGGAGCCUUUUUGCUUGUUUUCUUCCUACUUUGAAUUAACCCUUUGUCUUCCUGUGUCCAGAAAAGCCCCCUUCUUUCUAGGGGCUUUGUUUGCAUGUCGGCUGAGGCUAGGGGAAAGCCACGGCCCCCCACCUCCCACAAUGGGCCAGAGCCAAACUCUCCGCCCUUCCCUGGGAGUCAGCACUCCAGCCCCUGCACUUACGGGCCUCCCCUCCUCAGGAAUCAUGGGCUGUUUCUGCUGUUACCCUCUUUUUUUCUCCUUCAUCGACUCGACGGCAGUGGGUCGGUCCCUCCGUACACACACCUACAGCAUAAACUUCUUACUGUCUCCUG
Loxodonta africana (African savanna elephant) is the source of this 2570-nucleotide messenger RNA. RefSeq names its product cell division cycle 25B (gene CDC25B). The record is from RefSeq and is a predicted model, not a curated record. Gene Ontology annotation, cellular component: cytoplasm; nucleus. The coding region runs from base 123 to 1976 and encodes 617 amino acids. Gene Ontology annotation, molecular function: protein tyrosine phosphatase activity. Lineage: Eukaryota; Metazoa; Chordata; Mammalia; Proboscidea; Elephantidae. Gene Ontology annotation, biological process: G2/M transition of mitotic cell cycle; positive regulation of G2/MI transition of meiotic cell cycle; protein dephosphorylation. The transcript has 15 exons.